This is a messenger RNA of Closterium sp. Yama58-4, 2454 nucleotides long. The record is from the annotation of a GenBank genome assembly. NCBI's taxonomy places the organism in Eukaryota, Viridiplantae, Streptophyta, Zygnematophyceae, Desmidiales, Closteriaceae.
AUGAGCGUAGACGAAGCUGACUUGGCGGCAGGUUUGGUAGCUGCAGCAGGCCACGUGGCAGGUGGGGAUGCUGACGUGGUGCAUGAGGUGUUUGACGCUCUGCCCUUUCACUUCAUUCGAUCGCUGCUGGAAGAAUCAGUGAUGGGGGAGGGGCUCGAGGCAGCAGCACUGGCACCAGCAGCAGCAGCCGUGUCUGUACUCGUGGUGGUUACUCAGCAACCGGAACUGGCUUGCCUGCCUCCUGUGCUACGCCUGCUGGACCCUCUCAGCCAGAUGAUUCUUCACGGGCGGACAGCCUCUCUCGUCCAAGACGCCUGUUUGUGUGUGCUAGCUGUGGCGCGGGGAUCAGAGGUGGGCAUGCGGGCAUGCAGGGAGCAAGGCGUGCUUGGAGUGGUCGCUAGCUCCCUUUCUGCCAUCACAGACCCUUCCUGCUCAUCUCUUGCAACGGAACUGCUAAGCCUUCUGCUCACCACUGCGUCUCCUCUCGAUGUUUCCCAGCACAGUGACUCGCUUGCUGCUGUGGUGCCAGCCCUAGCAAGGCAGCUAGCAGCAAGCGAAGACAGCAGCAGCAAGCACAAGAUAGUCACCCUGCUGCUCACCCUGCUCUCACCAACAACUCAACAGCAACACAACUCUGGCCCGGGCCACCUGCGCCCUGCAUUGUCUUGCGCUACUCAAAGCACCGUUGAGCCGGAACAGUUGGAGUGUCUGGUUCAGCAGGGCGUGAAGAGCCUUGAGCCUAUAAUUGCAGGUCGAGUGUGGGCGGCAGACCUGCGGGCAGGCAUUCAGAGUAUCCUCUUGUCUUCCACUGCAUCUCCUGAGAGUCAACCAGACGCUUUUCACCUGGCCCAUGUGGUUACCAGCAUUCUUGGGAAUUCCUGGCUCGCCGGGCCUCCUGAAAAUACACCUGAAGAUACCCCUGACUCGUCUGCUCCAGAAAGUUUACUGGACUAUGGCUUUGUUCUGGCUCUCAUGCAAACAGCCAAGCAGGAGAUUCCUUGUCUUCUCAACACCCUAGCUCGUCUUACAAUUGAAGCUGAACCUGUCACUGACCCCGACACUGACCCCGACACUGACCCCGGAACUGACCCCAAGACUGACCCCAGUUCUGACCCCAUUACUGAAACCAUCACUGACCCGCAUCAACCAGAACAUGGCUUAGAGCAGAACAGCAUGCGAGAAAGGAAUGGGGAAGACUGUAACGGAGAAGCAGCAGAGAUUGCGGAGAGUAACACUGAGAGUGGUUACCACAUGCUCAAUGGUAACCACACUCUCAGUGCUGGUAACCACACGUCUGCAAUGGCUGUUGAGCCACUCCUUUCCGUGGGGUACAUGCUGCCUGCGCUGGUGCACAUUACCAGUGAGCCACGUGGCUGCACGUCAUUGGUCAAGAGAGGAGGCCACAUCCACCUCAUAGACUACGUGGUGGAGACAGCGCGCACCAACAUGCAUCACCAGCUGCGGUCGGGACCGGAGGGACAGGCCAGCCUCAUGCAGGCUGCUGACGUCAUCCUCAACAUUUUCGCAUGCCGGAAGAAAAUGCGAGUGCCCUUGGAUCCACACGACUUUGUGCCGCUGCUGCCCGCCAUGGCUGGAUGGAGCAGCGUGAAAGGCAAUGACCCCCGCACCACCUACAAGACAUUGGCGCUAGCAGCGUGCGUCAACGCGUCCAUUCUCGAGCUGUCGUGUGAAGACGUGGUGAAGAAGCGGUUGGACCUCGCAACGUACAAGAAGCUGCCCAACUCGUUCGGCGUCAUUGUCAAGUUUCUCGAGAAUAGCACAUCAUUCAGUAGCGAGACGGGAAUCAAGGAGCUUUGGGAUAUCACUGUGGCUUCAUGUACAGAGUGCCUGCCGCUGUGGCCGCAGCUGAAGCGAGCCAUGGUCAAAUCGGAGUAUUGGGGGAAGGUUUCGCGAAACAAGCUGGUAACCCGGGAGCGCCUCAACCAGGUGUGCAAGGAUGCGAGGCUGAGGGAGCUGCUGGCAGUUGUGGCCUUCAGCAUCCCCCAGGGUUUUCGGGAUUGGAACGGGGAACUGCAUUGCUCACAGGAGCAGCCUCAACCCCUCUUCUGUUCAGCAGGCAUCGGAACACAUGAAGAUGAUGAUGAUGAUGAUGAUGAUGAUGAUGAUGAUGAUGAUGAUGAUGAUGAUGAUGAUGAUGAUGAUGAUGAUGAUGAUGAUGAUGAUGAUGAUGAUGAUGAUGAUGAUGAUGAUGAUGAUGAUGAUGAUGAUGAUGAUGAUGAUGAUGAUGAUGAUGAUGAUGAUGAUGAUGAUGAUGAUGAUGAUGAUGAUGAUGAUGAUGAUGAUGAUGAUGAUGAUGAUGAUGAUGAUGAUAAUAUUAUUAUUAUUAUUAUUAUUAUUAUUAUUAUUAUUUCUACUAUUACUAUUAUUAUUACUAUUAUUAUUAUUAUUAUUGAUUCCUCCCUGGAUGCAGACGGGGAAGGAGGAAAGAAAUGA